This is a messenger RNA of Coturnix japonica (Japanese quail), 3453 nucleotides long. NCBI's taxonomy places the organism in Eukaryota, Metazoa, Chordata, Aves, Galliformes, Phasianidae. The record is from RefSeq and is a predicted model, not a curated record.
GGCAACAAUGGCGGCGGCUGUGGCGGCGGGCGGGGGGAGCGGGACCGGGGCGGCCACGGCGGCGGCUGUGGGGGUCGGCGGGGGAGGCCCGGGGCUGGGAGCGCUGUCGGUGGCGAGGCGGAAGGACGGCGGCCCGACAGGGAAGUUCUGGGAGAGCCCCGAGACGGUGUCCCAGCUCGACUCGGUCCGCGUGUGGCUCGGGAAGCACUACAAGAAGUAUGUGCAAGCAGAUGCUCCUACCAACAAAACGCUGGCUGGGCUGGUGGUGCAGCUGCUGCAGUUCCAGGAAGAUGCCUUUGGGAAACACAUCACCAAUCCUGCCUUCACCAAGCUCCCGGCAAAGUGCUUCAUGGAUUUCAAAGCUGGAGGUACAUUAUGUCACAUUCUUGGUGCUGCUUACAAAUAUAAGAAUGAGCAGGGCUGGCGGAGGUUUGACCUGCAGAACCCAUCCCGGAUGGACCGAAAUGUGGAGAUGUUCAUGAACAUUGAGAAAACACUAGUGCAGAACAACUGUCUGAGCAGACCAACCAUCUACCUCAUUCCAGAUAUAGAGCUGAAGCUGGCUAAUAAACUGAAGGACAUUGUCAAACGUCACCAGGGAACAGUAACUGAGGAGAAAUCCAAGGCCACCCACCACGUGUAUCCAAGUCCUACCUCAAUGGAUGAUGAUGAAUGGUUGAGACCCGUGAUGAAAAAAGACAAGCAGGUGCUGGUGCACUGGGGCUUCUUUCCAGACAGCUACGACACUUGGGUUCAUGCCAAUGAAAUAGAUGCUGAAAUUGAGGAUCCUCCGAUUCCUGAAAAGCCGUGGAAGGUUCAUGCCAAGUGGAUUUUGGACACAGAUAUAUUCAACGAAUGGAUGAAUGAAGAGGAUUAUGAGGUGGAUGAGAACAGGAAAUCUGUGAGUUUUCGGCAGAGAAUCUCCAUGAAGAAUGAAGAGCCUGUGCGCAGUCCUGAGAGGAGGGACAGGAAAGCAGCAGCCAGCACACGGAAGAGGAAGCAUUCUCCUUCUCCACCCCCCACUCCUGUGGAGUCAAGAAAAAAAUCAGGGAAGAAAGGACAAGCAACCAUAUACGGGAAAAGGAGGGGGCAGAAGGAGGAAGAUGAGCAAGAAGAUCUUACGAAGGACAUGGAGGAUCCCACACCGGUCCCUAACAUAGAAGAAGUGGUGCUUCCCAAAAAUGUGAACCCAAAGAAAGACAGUGAGAACACGCCUGUGAAAGGAGGAACAGUGGCAGACCUUGAUGAACAGGAUGAGGAGACAGUGGCGACUGGAGGAAAGGAGGAUGAAGAUCCUAAUAAAGGUGACCAGAGUCGAUCGAUCGAUCCAGGAGAAGACAAUGUCACAGAACAAACCAACCACAUCAUCAUUCCCAGCUACGCAUCUUGGUUUGACUACAACUGCAUUCAUGUGAUUGAGCGCCGUGCCCUUCCGGAGUUCUUCAAUGGAAAAAACAAGUCCAAGACUCCUGAAAUAUACCUGGCUUACCGCAACUUCAUGAUCGACACCUAUCGCCUGAACCCGCAGGAGUACCUGACCAGCACCGCCUGCAGGAGGAACCUGACGGGAGAUGUGUGUGCUGUCAUGAGAGUGCACGCUUUUCUGGAGCAGUGGGGUCUCAUCAACUACCAGGUGGACCCGGAGAGCCGCCCCAUGGCCAUGGGCCCUCCUCCCACCCCUCACUUCAACGUGCUGGCCGAUACACCCUCCGGCCUCAUGCCUCUGCACAUCCGUACCCCACAGAUCCCAGCUGCUCAGCAGAUGCUGAGUUUUCCUGAGAAGAACAAAGAGAAACCCACUGACCUGCAGAACUUUGGGCUGCGCACAGAUAUUUACUCAAAAAAGACCUUAGCAAAGAGUAAAGGUGCCAGUGCUGGAAGAGAAUGGACGGAGCAGGAGACGCUGCUGCUGUUAGAAGCCUUGGAGAUGUACAAGGACGACUGGAACAAGGUCUCAGAGCACGUUGGCAGCCGCACCCAGGAUGAGUGUAUCCUCCAUUUCCUGCGGCUCCCCAUUGAGGAUCCCUACCUGGAGAACUCGGAUGCGUCCCUCGGCCCCCUGGCCUACCAGCCUGUGCCCUUCAGCCAGUCUGGCAACCCCGUGAUGAGCACUGUUGCUUUCCUGGCAUCGGUGGUGGACCCCCGUGUGGCAUCGGCAGCAGCAAAGGCUGCCUUAGAGGAGUUCUCCCGUGUCAGAGAGGAGGUGCCCCUGGAGCUGGUGGAAGCCCACGUGAAGAAAGUGCAGGAAGCAGCACGUGCCUCGGGGAAGGUGGAUCCCACCUACGGGCUGGAGAGCAGCUGCAUUGCUGGGACGGGGCCGGACGAGCCAGAAAAGAUGGAUGGAGCCGAAGAAGAAAAAAUGGAAACAGAGACAGAUGGGCAGCAGCCUGAGAAGGUAAAUUCAGCUCAGCGUGUGGCCAUGAAGGGGCACUUCGACACUCACCAACCCAAACUACUGCAUUCUGAAAUGCCCCAUGAGAAGGGUAGGACUGUGCAGGUUGAAAGCAAAGCAGAGAGUGAAACUGAGGAAGGUGAUAAAGUACAAGAAGGAGAAAAUGAGAGGAAUCCGGAAAAGGAACAAGAAAGUGAAGCGACUGCAGACACCAAAUCAGAAGAAAAGGAGGCAGAAGAGAACAAGGAGAAUGUUGAUGCAAGCAAAGACAAAGAAAUGGAGGCUGGGAAGAAGAAAGUGGAACACGAGAUCUCGGAAGGAAACGUAGCUACAGCUGCAGCUGCUGCUCUCGCCUCAGCUGCCACCAAAGCAAAGCACCUGGCAGCAGUGGAAGAAAGGAAAAUCAAGUCCCUGGUUGCUCUCCUGGUGGAAACGCAGAUGAAGAAGCUGGAGAUUAAACUUCGCCAUUUCGAGGAGCUGGAAACCAUUAUGGACCGGGAGAAAGAGGCAUUGGAGCAGCAGCGGCAGCAGCUGCUGACGGAGCGUCAGAACUUCCACAUGGAGCAGCUGAAAUACGCUGAGCUCCGCGCCCGGCAGCAAAUGGAGCAGCAGCACAGCCAGAACGCUCAGCAGCCACACCAGCACUCGGGGCCCGGGCUGAACCCGCUGGGCACAGCAGCUCACCAGGGCAUCCUGCCCCACCAGCAGCCCCCGCCGUACCCCAUGAUGCACCACCAGAUGCCUCCACCCCACCCCCCACAGCCAGGUCAGAUGCCCGGUCCCGGCUCCUUGCUGCCCACGCAGCCCAUCCCGGGCCGGAUGCUGCCAGGAGUGUCGGCCAACCUUCACCCCGCGGGCGCUGCUGCUCCCCCUGGCAUGGCACCCAUGGCUGGGGGCCUCAUCGGGCCCCGCGUCCCCCUGGCAGCCCCCAAUGGCAUGUACCCCCCAGCUGCGCAGCCGCCUCCACCCGCCGAAGGGGUGACCCCCCCUCCCGCAGGAGCCCCCCCGGCCGCGGCCGCCCCAUAAGAGCCUGAGAGAAGGAACUUCUCAGUAGCACAGUG